This is a messenger RNA of Hydractinia symbiolongicarpus, 1284 nucleotides long. RefSeq names its product ras-like GTP-binding protein RHO. Gene Ontology annotation, molecular function: GTPase activity; GTP binding. The transcript is spliced from 3 exons. The coding region runs from base 163 to 1125 and encodes 320 amino acids. The record is from RefSeq and is a predicted model, not a curated record. Lineage: Eukaryota; Metazoa; Cnidaria; Hydrozoa; Anthoathecata; Hydractiniidae. Gene Ontology annotation, biological process: cell migration; small GTPase-mediated signal transduction.
AUAUAACAGUUUAAUUGACGGACUAAAACAAGGACUUUCAUUUGUAAUGUUGUGGAAUCAGAAAUCGACAUUAGAAAAGGCAUAAAGGUGUGGUGAAAAGUUUGGUGACCUAUUGAGGGUGCAUAGCUAAAUACUGUAACGACAUAGUGAAACUAACAAAGAAUGGCAGCCAUUCGUAAAAAGUUGGUAAUUGUUGGUGAUGGAGCUUGUGGAAAAACUUGUCUCCUUAUUGUGUUUUCCAAAGAUCAAUUCCCAGAAGUGUACGUACCAACUGUAUUUGAAAACUAUGUUGCUGAUAUAGAAGUAGAUGGCAAACAAGUCGAAUUGGCAUUGUGGGAUACAGCUGGACAAGAAGAUUACGACAGAUUGAGACCGUUAUCAUAUCCUGACACUGAUGUUAUUCUUAUGUGCUUUUCCAUAGAUUCACCAGACAGUUUAGAAAAUAUUCCUGAGAAAUGGACUCCAGAAGUAAAACACUUCUGCCCAAAUGUCCCUAUUAUUUUAGUUGGCAACAAAAAAGAUUUGCGUAAUGACGAAACUACAAAAUGGGAAUUACAGAAAAUGAAGCAAGAGCCUGUAAAAAUUGAACAGGGAAGAGAAAUGGCAGAGAAAAUUAAUGCUUUUUCAUAUCUUGAAUGUUCUGCUAAAUCUAAAGAAGGUGUACGUGAGGUUUUUGAAACAGCAACACGGGCUGCACUACAAGUCGAAUUGGCAUUGUGGGAUACAGCUGGACAAGAAGAUUACGACAGAUUAAGACCGUUAUCAUAUCCUGACACUGAUGUUAUUCUGAUGUGCUUUUCCAUAGAUUCCCCAGACAGUUUUGAAAAUAUUCCAGAGAAAUGGACUCCAGAAGUAAAACAUUUCUGUCCUAAUGUACCUAUUGUCUUAGUUGGAAAUAAAAAAGAUUUGCGUAAUGAUGAAUAUACAAUAAGAGAAUUGCAAAAAACAAAACAACAGCCUGUAAAAUUCGAACAAGGAAGAGAAAUGGCUGAAAAAAUUAAUGCGUUUUCAUAUCUUGAAUGUUCAGCUAUGUUGCGAGAAGGUGUACGUGAAGUUUUCGAAAGUGCAACACGAGCUGCGAUUCAAGCAAAGAAGAAAAAAAAGGGAAGUUGCGCUGUGUUGUGAUUGUGUUUAUGAAACAUCCGAAUUAUACGAUGCUUAAAAAAAGUAUGUUUUGCUGGUAAUAAGUGCAUUGUGAUUAUUGGAAAAUACUUUUAAAUAAUUUAUAUCUUCAUAUGUAAAAAUAUUUUUUAUUGAAAAAAAAAAUUUAUGCACAUAACGAAA